Electrophorus electricus (electric eel) is the source of this 3334-nucleotide messenger RNA. The record is from RefSeq and is a predicted model, not a curated record. NCBI's taxonomy places the organism in Eukaryota, Metazoa, Chordata, Actinopteri, Gymnotiformes, Gymnotidae.
AAACAGUACUCCAGGAACAUGAAAAGAUCGGAUGACAGUGAGAGGGAAAAGAGGAGAAAGAGACGUAGGCUCUUGCAGGAGUUGGGGGAGCAGCGAAUUCCCUUCCUUUCGCCGUCGGACGCCGGCUUCCAGCAGUUAUGGGAGUCCAGCUACGCGGGUCUGACCGUGCGGAAGGCGGGUGCCCUGCCUGGAGACCUGCACGAGCGCGUGCAGUCGGCCCUGAGCACGCUGCUCCAACGAGGCUGUCUACUGCGGGACCUGGUGCGCGUGCGGGACCGCGACGUCUUCACAGCCGUCUCCCGUGCCCUGGUGGGGCAGCCGGGCUGCACGUACCGCUACCUGGACACACGUCUCUUCACCAUCCCGUGGCACUGCGGCGACGGGGACGAGAGCUGUCCGCCCGCGACCCCGACGCCGAUCCCGACCCCGCCGGUGCCUGACGGCGGGCCGUGCUGCGACACGGACCUGCGGGUGGCCUGCAAGGCCUUGUGGGAGCUCAACCGAUUCUUCUGCGUCGACAUCCAGCGGCACAACAACUCGCGGCGAGGAGGCGGGACCGCCGGCGAGGGGUCGGACAAAAGAGGCGGGUCCGGGCCGGCCGGGGAGGCGACCGCUUCCGGGGGCGGAGCCGAGGACAGGGUGCUCGAGGAAAAGGAGCAGAGGGCGGAGAAAGAGGAGCUGAAGCAGGAACCCUACUAUGGCAUGGGCAAGAUGGCUGUGGGUUGGCACCACGAUGAGAACCUCGUGCCGCUCUCGCCGCUGGCCGUCUACAGCUACAGCUGCCCGGGAGAGACCAAGACUGAAGCGAUGAUGGAGGAGAAAGAGCAGACUUCAAAAGAAGGGGACAAAAAAGAAGAGGAGGUGGAGGGGAGGCGCGCCGAGGAGCAGGGAGCUGGCGAGGAGGGCCCAAGUAAGGAGGAGGGAGAGACUGAGGAGGCGUGCUGGCGUGUGGGGCUGAAGGUGGCCUGGGACAUACACACGCCAGGCCUGGCCCUGCCGCUGCAGUCAGGAGACUGCUAUUACAUGACGGAUGAUCUAAACAGGACACACCAGCAUUGUGUGCUGGCCGGAGAAACGGCUCGAUUCAGCUCUACACACAGAGUGGCCCAGUGUUCCACAGGUACAUUGGAGUACAUUCAGAGGCGCUGCUCAGAGGCUCUGGAAAACUUGCACACGGACCCAGAGAGCGGUGCCAAGAGCCUGAGAUCCCUCAUCUUGUCCACCCUACAGCACAUAGAGGACAUCCACAACGAGGUGGAGUUUGAGUGGCUUCGUCAGUACUGGUUCCAGGGACGCCGCUACGCCCGUUUCUGCAGCUGGUGGAGCAAGCCCAUGGAGCGUCUGGAGGCAGACUGGAAGCAGAUGGAGAGAAUGACUGAGCUGCUGCUGGCACUGGUGGAGGAUGAGAGCAGCGUGCAGGAGAACAGGCGGGAGAUGGCUGAGACCCUGCUGAAUGCCCUCACGGACAGACAACAGCACAGACAGACCUGGAGGGACAGGUGCCAGUCAAACCUGGCACAGACUUUGCCGCCUGAGGAGGCGCCCAUCGACAGACCAUACUGGAGCGGUGACGACCCUGACAUGCCCCUGCCCUUUGACCUCUCUGACAUCAUCAGCCGUGUGGAAUCCCUCCUCUGGAGGAUGUGAGGUCCCCAUCUGAGAGGAUGACACAGAGGAGAAUGGCCGAGGUACCUUGAACGAAAAAGUCGCAGCUGACUCGACAACUGGAUAACAAACACAACACACACACACAAACCACCAGACUCCAACAUGGAACGGAUGGACGGGUGAACGGUUGGCUCGACUGAUGUGCAUCGUGGGUAAAACCUAAACGUCACCUCCCAGUCCUCUUCCCAUCGCUUCUUUUUAAGUCUACAGUGUUCUAACGGAAUUGCAUAGUAACCCUUUCUGCAGUAGCGUAGUCAUCCAUCCCUGGAUGUUUUUAUCAAUCCGUGUAUCCUAUGUUAACAGGCCUUGUCUAACGUUCGCCACAUAUACAGCGUACACAUUAUGCUUGAAAAAUGCACCCCCGCUAGCUGUCUGCUGAGCUUCUAAGAGAGCGACUAGGUUAGGAUCCUAGCAACCAGGAUAUAAGGUCAAGGGCCAAGACUUAUGAGGUCAUUAGGUGUCAUAUGUGUGCUGUAGUCUUUAGUCAUGUGUGUCAGUAUUGUGUGUUUGUUCUUGUGUCUGAAUGUUUGCCCUCUCACUGCGUAUAUGAUUUAGUGUGUGUGUGUGUGUGUGUGUGUGUGUGUGUGUGUGUGUGUGUGUGUGUGUGUGCGCGUGUGUGCGAGUGUGCGUGCGUGUGUACGCGCAGUUAUGCGUUUGUUUGUCUGUGCAUGCCUGAAUGUGCAUUUGAGAACUGGAUGGUUUGUUAUUUGUUUGUGUGUUUGUAUUCUUGCCGUUGUGUGGAGUUUUAUGUGUAAGUGGGUGAGGAUGUACUGAGUCUUUUAUUUGCUGUAAAUCUGUGCCCACAUGGAAUGUCCUGGUUGCUCAUUUAGAAAUCAAAGGUUUACUGUCUUUUUUGUAUGAAAGCUCUAAUCAUAACGUAUUUGAUUCUCCCCCUGAGAUGUUUGAAAAAGCAGAUUGUCUCCGAGUAUUAAAUCUGUCAUGAGAUGCUGCAUUGCAAGUCAUGUGAACAUAACUUAAAGGCGUGUGCGUGUGAGGGCGAGCGCGUGUGCACGUUCAUGUAUAUGUUUGGGUGCGCGUGUCCUUGUGCCCUUGCUACCGUGCGGGCGCGAGCACGCGUUCUCCCGACGGUAGCGUUAAGAGGCCGCUCUGCCUGCACCCAUCCCCGCGUGCUUUGCGUAGCGCUACCAGCUGGCCGGCGUCGGACGCCUCGUUAUUCAGUGGGCUCCUCUGUCUCUACCCUGCUGUCGACUGGAGCAGGAACGCGCCAUCGUCUCCAAACAGCUGCGAUGUCGAGGGGACGGGAUGCAAUGAAACCACAGUUAAACAAAUGAAGGAUGAAAUCAAGAGCGCUACACGCGCGGCGCACUAGAAACUCUGAAGGAAAUGAACGAAUAAACAGCCGAGCUGACUUCUGCUGAUGGGCUGGUUUGGGGUUUUCUUGUGUCGUCAGUGUUCCGGUAGAAGACGUGUGUUAGCACAUGCAGUGUGUGUUUUAUACUUUUCGGGUUAUAGAGAUGCUAAGAGUUGCUACAUAAAUGCUGUAUUGUUUGUAUUUUUAACAGUGUUUAUUGUCUCUCUGCGUUGAUCCAGAGAUUUUUCCCCCCUUUUUGCGCUCCAAGCCUGCUGCGUUUCUGAAAGCAUUGUGUGUGUGUGUGCAAAGCACUAGCUAUAAUAGACAAUAAAAGACUAUGCUGUUUUCUCCCUG